UGGGCUAAACCAUCUUGUUAAAGGUGACUCCAGGUAGCAAAGCUGCAAUAGCCAACCUGUGUAUAGGAGACCAGAUCAUAGCCAUUGAUGGGGUGAACACAGGUAACAUGACGCACCUCGAGGCGCAGAACAAAAUCAAGGGCUGUGCAGAUGAACUCACCCUGACGGUCAGCAGAACAGAGUCAAAAGUCUGGUCACCGCUUGUAAAUGAAGAGGGAAAGGCGCAUCCUUACAAGAUGAAUCUGGCCUCCCAGCCCCAGCAGAGACCGACGCAGUUUCCGUGUGCAUUCAGCAUGACGUGCAAGCCUGCUGGUCUGAACAGUCGCCUCUCGCCGAUGAGCGCGCAGCAGGCUCCCUUUGCCUCUGUCUAUAACCCGCUGAAGUCACCCAGUGUGGAGGCACGGGGCAGGCACAGCCCUGGUGCCCUGCCCAGCCAGGUUCGUGUGGGGCCAGAGCAGCUCAAGCACGCGGCCCAGGCCUGCCCUAAGAGCCCGGUGGAGGUGGAGGUGCCAGGACUGAAGGUGCUGCACGUGCAGUUCAAUUCUCCCUUGCAGCUCUAUUCGCAGAGCAACAUCAUGGAUUCCCUGCAGGGGCAGAUCUCCUCCAUCAGCCCUGAUUUCCCCAGUUUAGAUCAGCACAGCCAUCCCUCAGGCAGCAUUGCCAUAGACAGAGACUCUGAGGUUUACAAGAUGCUCCAGGAGAACCAAGAGUCGCAUGAACCACCCAGGCAGUCUGCUUCCUUCCUAGUGCUGCAGGAGAUUUUGGAGUCAGAGGAGAAAGGAGAUCCCAGCAAACCAUCUGGAUUUAGGAGCGUCAAGGCUCCCACCACAAAGGUGGCCUCAUCGAUUGGGAAUGCCCAGAAGCUGCCCAUGUGUGAUAAGUGUGGAUCUGGCAUUGUCCUUCACUUACUGCAACCCACUUAGCUCCAGGGGAUGAGUGCUGGAUGCACACCUGCAUUGUUAUUGAAGAAUUCAGCUUUCUACCAGGUAUGGUGUUGCACUGCUGUGAGACCCAGCACACUGUAGUUGCAUGGGCCUGGCAUGCCUCAAUCUCCAAGGACUAUCAGAGUUGUUGCAGAAGCAAUCCAUAGGCUGUAAAUGUGAAUCAGAGACAAAUCAUACAAUUACUCUGCCAGCCAGGUAUGGCUGAAGAGAAAGCACAGGACUAUGACUAGCUUUAAAAAGUAACGAAUAAUGAAAAAUAUAGAUGGCUGAUGGAACAAAUGCUGCUGGCAACUUGUGCUGCUGUUGCUGGUAGUUUGCAAGUUACUGUGCAGUUCUCCUUAGAUUUGUUGGAUCAGUUUGGGAAGGUUUCCAACCAGAGUUUGUCCAUGCUGAGUGGGACAGCGAGUCUGAGACCAGUCAGGAUCUGGUUAGCAGAGGCAGCCCUUAGCAGUGGGCAGUGGCUGGCUGUGCCUCCAGUGGUGGUGGCAGUCACUUCCAGAUGUGGUAUAAAAUCUGGUGGUUUGUGACCUGCCUGGAGCUUGCACCCUACCUGAUGUCAAGCUGAUCCUAUUGUUUCUCCCUGGAUGUUUGAAGGCUGUUAGCUGCCUUCCGCUGUUGGAUAUUGCUGCCAUUGCAGUGCCUCAUGCCAGCACAAGCACUAGGACCUGUCCCUGUAGAAUUGAGGUCCUUGUUAGAACAUGCUUUCCAGAGGCUUCCCAUGGCUCUUCUGUGCUGUCAGCACUGAGGCAGAGAUGAGAUCUACACUAUGGGGAAAUGGUCCAGCAGGUGGACGCUGAGGUGCAGGGUGAAUGGUGAGGUGCUGGGCUGGGGGCUGUAUUGGCAGACAGCGGGUGUUGAGUGCUGGUUCCUU
Messenger RNA from Meleagris gallopavo (turkey), 1815 nucleotides. NCBI's taxonomy places the organism in Eukaryota, Metazoa, Chordata, Aves, Galliformes, Phasianidae. The record is from RefSeq and is a predicted model, not a curated record.